This is a messenger RNA of Brassica napus (rape), 657 nucleotides long. RefSeq lists its product as uncharacterized. The record is from RefSeq and is a predicted model, not a curated record. The transcript has 2 exons. Lineage: Eukaryota; Viridiplantae; Streptophyta; Magnoliopsida; Brassicales; Brassicaceae. Bases 126 to 539 code for a protein of 137 amino acids.
GGGUCAGGACAAGGUUUAAGGGUUUUUCUGAAGUCUCCCUCGAUUCACACAAGUUUCAUCUCCCUCCACUCUCUUCUCCGAUCCAAACUCGGUGUCACAAGAUUGGAUUUAAAGAAAAAGGAGCCAUGGCAAGUCUUAUAAUGACCACACCAUUCCUAGGUUCUCUCACUCAAUGCAAGAAAACAAAUAACCUCUCUGUUCAGAGAGCCUUUAAGGUAUCAUGUAUGCAGACACCGUUGGAGGAGCUAUACAACGUUAAAGUGGAACGGAAAGUGUCACAGAGACGGUUAGAAGAGCUAGGGGUUACGAGAUGGUCAGUUUGGAAGACGGGGAAGUGCAAACUGCCAUGGGACUGGCAGGUGGAUCAGCUGGUUUACAUUGAAGAAGGAGAGGUUCGUGUUGUGCCCGAAGGCAGCAAGAGGUUUAUGCAGUUUUUAGCUGGAGAUCUUGUUAGGUACCCGAAAUGGUUGGAGGCUGAUCUUUUCUUCAACGCUCCUUAUCGCGAACGGUAUUGCUUCAAGGCCUAUGGUGAUGAUUGAUUCAAGAAAAGAGUUGAGUUUAGAGGCUUAGAGCCAAUAAAGUUUCCGCUUGUGUUUGUGUUGUUGUAGCCUGAUGGAUCUUUUUGGGGAUGAUAAUAUAAGAAAACUAUUUCUCUUA